Messenger RNA from Durusdinium trenchii, 1677 nucleotides. Lineage: Eukaryota; Dinophyceae; Suessiales; Symbiodiniaceae. The record is from the annotation of a GenBank genome assembly.
AUGCCGCGCAUUGUGCUUGGGGGUGCAGAAUCUGUGGGUGCAGCCCUGACGUCCAGGAAAAGAAAGCGAUGUCCUUUUGAGUCUUACAACGAAUCUGAAACAGUUGGAGUCUUGACGAAUUUGAUUUCCAGAGGGCAAUUGAGUAUUGCUUCGGCAGCUGAAAUUGCAAGAUCAGUGGUGAAAGACCACGACCUACCCGAUGCCGCUGUGAAAGCUUUCAGUUCCCUGGGGUGUGAUGGGGCACACCCUGCAAAUUCAGAACGAGACCUUCACAGGUGGCUGCGGGGUCUUUACAACUUCAAGUUGGAGCCAUAUGUAAUCAGCCUCAACUUACAGGUUGAUGGGGUGGAAGCCCGACCGGUGCAAGUGCGGGCGCUUCUCCCUCACGAAGUCAUCGACUGCUUGGCGAAAGCAGGCUGUCCUUCUGCUUUUGAUUCGAUGAUGCUGGGACACCUUGACACAGCCUCUAGAGAGAAGUUUUGGUGUCACGUCCAACAUCUCGUACGCAGCGCUGUUGAAACGACAAUCGCCAAUGUCUUUGCCUGGAGCAUGAAGUGCUCGUCCAGCGGGGUCGCUCCUGUGACCGGGUUUUACGAUGAGGAGUUCAAGAAGACUUCAUACCGGUAUGGCAUGAAAGGUCAAACGUUGGCCUUGGGGUGGAGGGCCUGCUAUUUCACCAUGAAGGCAGAUCUGAAAGCCCGCCAUCAAAUGAACCUGUUCCAAAGAUGGUACCGAUGCUCACUGCUGUGUGACAGCUGCCUCGCUUCUUCUGGCAAGCGGAGUUGCCGCUUCAUGAACUAUCGCAACUUUGGAACGUCUGCUGCUUGGCCGCUGACUGUGCUGAGCCACGAAGAUUACUUGCGCUUGGAAGCAGUUCCGUCACCGUGGGUUUCAGUCGAAGGCUUUCGACUGGGAUCUGUUUCGUGGGACUUGUUACAUUUGAUCUUUUUGGGCCACGGCAGAGAUCUCGUAGCAAGUGCUAUCCGGGUGAUCAUCCGCGAGGGUUGCUACGACUAUGUGUGCUACGACUAUGUGGGUUCCAAUCAGCUAGAUGCUAUCUUGAGUGUUGUUCACAAAGAAAUUCAUGACACCUGCACAAAGAAUGGGUACUAUGUGCCUUGCAAGCCAGUGCUCAGCGAAGCGAACAUGGGAGGGUGCGAGUACGCUGAAAUUGGGAGCCGCUACAAGGCUUCGCGCGUGAAAGUCUUGCUGUGGUGGAUUACCCGCAAGAGUCAGGAGGUAGCUGACGCUAGCCCUACAAAUGCAUUGCUUCAAGUCUUGGCAACUUGCUGCUGGGCCCUUCAACGUUUCCUGGAGGUCAUUGACAACGCUGGCCUGGUCGUAGAGCCAGAGGAGGCUGCCGAAGGAAGCAGCACCUUGUGGGCGCAUGUUCGUCUUUAUGCAUGGCUAGCUCUGUACUGCUCCGACCGCAAAUUACUGCUUUUCAAAGUGCGCCCGAAGGCGCACUAUCUAUGUCAUGUCGCCAUGUCUUUGAGUCAAACACGACUCAAUUUCAAUGCCUUUCACACCUUUGACGAAGAAAGCUUUCUAGGCAAAAUCAAGAGCAUCUGUCAAAAGACGCAUGGCUCCACUAUGACACAAAGAAUCUACCAGAGGUACUGCUUGUGUCUAGCUUUGUUUCUGCACCACCAACGGCAAAUCGACAAAUCCGUGUGA